Molecule: messenger RNA, 13494 nt
Organism: Melospiza melodia melodia
Lineage: Eukaryota; Metazoa; Chordata; Aves; Passeriformes; Passerellidae
Gene: IPO11
Product: importin 11
Exons: 32
Coding region: 249-3119 (956 amino acids)
Biological process (GO): protein import into nucleus
Cellular component (GO): cytosol; nuclear envelope
Molecular function (GO): small GTPase binding
Source: RefSeq, a predicted model, not a curated record
CGCGGGUGCCGCUUUGGCGUCGCGGGGACGUGACGCCAGAGCCGCGCGUCGGGGAGGCGGUGGUGGCGGCGCGGCGCUCGCUGGUCCCGGCUGAAGAACGGCAAUUUUUCUGCCGAACAGUCUUCCCUUAAUCAGAGGCAGGCUCAGUGCAGCACUGACAACCCCAUGGUUUGCUCUGCUUACAGUUGAGUAAUUAUCUCUAGUUGCAGUUUUGCUCUUAGCUGCUGUGCUUCACAAGAGAGAUUCUCAUGGAUCUCAACAGUGCUAGCACUGUUGUUUUGCAAGUCUUGACGCAAGCUACUAGCCAAGAUACUGCAGUGUUGAAGCCAGCUGAGGAGCAACUGAAGCAGUGGGAGACACAGCCAGGUUUUUAUUCAGUCUUGUUGAAUAUCUUUACAAAUCAUAGCCUGGAUGUGAAUGUUAGAUGGUUAGCUGUACUGUACUUUAAAAAUGGAAUUGAUCGCUACUGGAGACGGACCACACCACAUGCUCUUUCGGAAGAAGAAAAAUCUACAUUGCGUGCUGGACUUAUCACCAACUUUAAUGAGCCAGUGAAUCAGAUAGCAACUCAGAUCUCUGUAUUGAUUGCUAAAGUUGCCAGAGUGGACUGCCCAAGACAAUGGCCAGAACUUAUACCCACUCUUGUAGAAGCUGUGAAGGUGCAGGAUGAUCUUCAGCAACACAGGGCACUACUUACAUUUUACCAUGUUAUGAAGACCCUGGCAUCCAAACGGCUUGCUACAGAUAGGAAGCUUUUCUAUGAUCUUACAUCAAGUAUUUAUAGCUUUGCAUGUUCCUUGUGGAAUCACCAUACAGAUACAUUCCUACAACAGAUUUGUAGAGGGGAUGAAGCUGCAGCUGCAAAUUCCCUAGAAAGGACCUUGUUGUCAUUGAAAGUGCUUCGGAAACUAACAGUCCAUGGCUUUGUAGAACCUCAUUGCAAUGCAGAGGUGAUGGGUUUUCUGCAUGCCGUAUUUGAACGGCUGAAACAGUUUCUGGAGUGUAGUAGAAUUGUAAGAGCAGAAAGCAUAUGCAGAGAUCGUCUAGAAAAGACCAUAAUUCUGUUCACUAAAGUGCUUUUGGACUUCCUGGAUCAACAUCCUUGCUCAUUCACUGCUUUGAUUCAGAGAUCACUGGAGUUCUCUGUAAGCUACGUUUUCACAGAAGCUGGUGAAGGAGUUGUAUUUGAGCAGUUUAUUAUACAAUGCAUGAAUCUCAUUAAGAUGAUUGUAAAAAAUUAUGCAUACAAACCAUCCAAAAAUAUUGAAGACAGCAGCCCUGAAACUCUUGAAGCACAUAACAUAAAGGCUGCUUUUUUCACAUUCCCAACACUAAUGGAAAUCUGUAAGAGAUUAGUUACUCACUAUUUCCUGCUGACAAAGGAAGAAUUGGCUAUGUGGGAAGAGGAUCCAGAAAGCUUCACUGUAGAAGAGACUGGAGGAGAUUCUUGGAAGUACAGUCUCAGACCAUGCAUGGAAGUCCUUUUUAUUGAUAUUUUUCAUGAAUAUAAUCAGACUCUUACCCCAGUUCUUUUGGACAUGGUUCACAGUCUACAAGGAUCUACCAACGUGGAAAAUACCAGUGCUAUACUGAUUAAAGAUGCUGUGUAUAAUGCGGUUGGACUGGCUGCCUAUGAACUAUUUGAUAGUGUGGAUUUUGAUCAAUGGUUUAAAAAUCAACUAUUAGCAGAACUACAGGUUUCUCAUGACAGGUAUAAACCAAUACGCCGACGAGUAAUAUGGCUAAUUGGACAGUGGAUUCCUGUAAAAUUCCAAUCAGACUUGAGACCUAUUUUAUAUGAAGCAAUUCGUAACUUACUUCAAGACCGUGACUUAGUGGUCCGUAUUGAGACAGCUACGACGCUGAAGUUAACUGUAGAUGACUUUGAGUUCAGAACUGACCAGUUCUUACCGUACCUGGAGUCCAUGUUUACACUGCUCUUUCAGCUACUUCAGGAAGUAACUCAGUGUGACACCAAAAUGCAUGUUCUUCAUGUUCUGUCCUGUGUGAUUGAAAGAGUCAAUAUGCAGAUACGACCGUAUGUGGGAUGUUUGGUUCAGUAUUUACCACAGCUAUGGAAGCAGAGUGAGGAGCACAAUAUGCUACGUUGUGCCAUUCUAACCACCCUAAUCCAUCUAGUUCGGGGACUGGGAGCAGACAGCCAAAAUCUCUACCCAUUUCUGCUUCCAGUUAUCCAACUAAGUACAGAUGUUUCUCAGCCUCCACAUGUCUAUCUUCUGGAAGAUGGUUUACAGCUGUGGUUAGUGACAUUGGAGAACAGUCCAUAUCUUACACCAGAGCUCCUGAGAAUAUUUCAGAAUAUGUCUGCCCUUCUUGAGCUGAGUUCAGAAAAUCUCAAAAAUUGCUUUAAGAUCAUCAAUGCUUAUAUUUUCUUAUCUUCAUCUGAAUUUUUGGAGAUGUAUGCUGCUGACUUAUGUCGGUCAUUUUGUGAGCUUUUGAAGGACAUAACUAUUGAAGGUCAAGUUCAAGUUUUAAAGGUUGUAGAAAAUGUCCUAAAAGUCAACCCUGUGUUGGGUCCUCAAAUGUUUCAACCCCUUCUGCCAUCAGUAUUCAGGGGGAUUAUAGAAGGGGAGAGGUACCCAGUGGUGAUGUCUACUUAUCUGGGGAUCAUGGGUAGAGUUCUACUACAAAAUGCAAGGUUUUUUUCAUUACUUUUGAGCCAGAUGGCAUGUGAAUUGGGUCAGGAGUCGGACCAAAUUCUUGGUAACAUGAUUGAAAUGUGGGUUGAUCGGAUGGAUAACAUCACUCAGCCAGAAAGAAGAAAACUUUCUGCUUUGGCAUUGCUUUCUCUUCUGCCAUCAUUAAAUAGUGUUAUCCAAGAUAAAUUUUGUGGUAUCAUCAACAUUUCAGUGGAAGGACUGAAUGAUGUUAUGACUGAAGAUCCUGAAACAGGAACAUACAAAGACUGCAUGUUAAUGUUUCAUUUUGAAGAGCCCAGAGCUACAGAAGUUGAGGAACCUCCCACAGAACAAGACAAAAGGAAAAAAAUUUCAGAAAAGUUGUCUGCUGCAAAGAUUGGUUCGUCUUCCACACAUCUGACUAUUGACACAUCUGAAAUUCGUGUUGUGCUUGAAGAAUAUAGGUGCAACAAAACUUGACUUCUGUUCCACAAAAGAGCCCCCUGGAGAAUACCAGCUUUCAUUCCUUUGUAACAUUGCUUUUGGAGAAAGGUAACAAGCAACUCUUGUUAUAGACAAAAACUUCUGGUUGUUAAUGUGAAAAUUUAAUCUGUUUCAGAUGCAAUGAGUAGCACGUAUUCAGCUGUUUGUUUGUGAGCUCACUGAGCUUCUAUUUCAGCUCACGGAGUGGUGUUUCUUCAUUGUACCCCCAGGUACCAGUUCUAACUCUCCCUCAGAAGUGAAGCAUCUGCAUUCUUAAAGCAUUUCAAGAGUUAUGUUGACUUUACAGAAGACUCUUUGAAAAGCAAAAUUAGGCUUAGAAUUUUGUCUUCUGUUUUGUCCCAGAAUUGAAUUUUGUUCCUAUGAAGAUUGGCUCAGAUCAAAGGAGAAAUUUACCACCAGGGAAUUAUUAAUAUUGUGACACCUCCAUAACAGCUUGUGCAUUCAGUUUAGUUUUCUAUAAUUUUAAUGUAUCUGCAUUGUCUGAAUAACAGAUUUGUUAGGUAUUUUAGCUUGUUAGGCUCCUUAAUUUUGAAGGUACAUUUUGUCUGAUGUAACUGACCAUCUUCUUUUUCCUAUCACUUACACGCAGGGUAAGUUAUUUAUAAAUGAAAAUAAAAUUAUAGAGAUAAAACACAGAUCUGAACAACUUACAGAAAGGAGUGUCUGGAGAUACACCUCAUCUUUUUUUUCAAAUUACUAGUUUAAAGGUCGGAAAGCAUCAGUAUGGAACAAGUUGAGAUCACUCAAAAGAACUUUGAUAUUUCUUUUGUUCAGCUCAAAAUGUAAACAACAGUAAUCAUUUUAAAAAUGAAAUGCUCUCAGUCAAUCACCUGUGCCUUCCUUACCAUUUUUCUGAUAAACUGAGAUUAUGAUUAUAUAUAAGGGAAAGCAGAUAGCUUUUUACAGAUAAAGUACAAAUAGUUUCCACUGUUCCAAGUGAUUUCUUCUCACUGUGCUUCUGACCUCAAAGGUGAAGAGAAAACCUGAACAAUAAAAGUAGUGAGAGGUAAUGGUGCAAAGUGCUAGCAAGGAUAUUGAGUUUUCAGGUGAAUUAGCUGGAAUGAGUGAAUAGGGCAUUAUAGCUCUAAUCUCUGUGAUUGUGGACUUUUGCUUUGCUACCAGACUCUUAAUGAGAUAUUUGGUUCAGAGGUCUGGCAUUUCUUGAGCCUUCUCUGCUCACAAACACGUUCUUCACUCAUCUGUCUCAGCAGGAUAAGUGUGUAUUAAAUUGCCAGCUACAAGCACUGUUGUUAGGUUACCCAUUAGUGGUAACUGUGGGCUGUGCUUGAAAAACCAGUAUGAUUGAAAGGUAUGCCUGCAGUAAUAUUUGGUUUAUCCAGCUAUGAGCGUCACAUCUUAAAUUUGCAUACCCAUUUUUCGGAUAUGCCAUGAGUGUGCAUUUUGCUUUGCGAUGAUCGGUUUUCAGUUGUGAGAACUAGGUUAAAUGAAUUUUAUAUUUAGUUAAACAUGAUUUAAAUCACAUCAAUAUCUAACUUCUUGCAAGUGCUAACUGGAAAAAAUUUAUCACUUGACCAUUUUUUACUGGCAAAAUACAUAUAUUUACAAUGUUGUUUGUGUCCAUGUAUGCACAUACAGGUUUCUCAGAUUUCUCUGAAUUUUUUCACUUUUAGCCAAGGUUGAUUUCAUACUGAUGAUCCAAACUGGGAGUGGCUGAUACACCUGAAGGCUCUGCUGCCUUUGGGCUGGGCCUGGCUGGGCUGGGGAGUUGGACAGGGAGAACCUAACGAGGUUCAACAAGGGCAAGUGCAGGGUCCUGCAGCUGGGCAGGAAUAACCCCAAGGAGCAGAACAGGCUGGGCUGCCCCACUGAAGAGCAGCUCUGCAGAGAAGGACCUGGGAGUCUUGGUGGACCACAAGGUGACAAUGAGCCAGCAGUGUGUCCCUGUGGCCAGGAGGCCCAGUGGGAUCCUGGGCUGCACUGGGAAGAGCGUGGCCAGCAGGUCAAGGGAGCUGAUCCUCCCCCUCUACUGGGCCCUGGUGAGGCCACAUCUGGAGUGCUGUGUCCAGCUCUGGGCUCCUCAGUACCAGAGAGACAAGGAGCUCCUGGAGAGGGUCCAUUGAAGGGGCACAAAGAUGAUGAGGGGUCUGGAGCACCUCUCUUAACGAGGAGAGACUGAGAGAGCUGGGCCUGUUUAGUCUAGAGAGGAGAAGACUGACAGGGGAUCUCAUCAAUGCAUAUAAAUAUCUCAGAGGUGAGUGCCAAGAGCAUGGUGCCAGACUUCUCAGUGGUGCCCAGAUACUGGACAAGGAGUAAUGGUCAUAAACUAAAACACAAGAAGUUCCACCUCAGCACAGGGAAGAACCUCUCUAUGCUGAAAGCGGCAGAGCACUAGAACAGGCUGCCUAGGGAGGUCACGGAGUCUCCCUCUCUUGAGACAUUCAAAACCCAACUGGACAUGUUCCUGUGCUACCUGCUGUAGGUGACUCUCCCUUGGCAGUGAUUUGGAAGAGAUCAUCUCCAGAGAUCCCUUUCAACCACAAAUAUUCUGUGAUUCUGUGAUUCAUCAUGGCUGAAGAGAAUGACUGCAUGGUUUUCAAAGGGUGACUUGGGCUUGUUUUGGAGAGAAAGAAUUGUUCACAAGUUUGUGAUGAGGUUUUGUUUCCUAUUACCCUCUAUAAAAGUGUCACAACUCUACUUCCUUGACAUGAUGCCUUUCUCUCCAUUAAUGAACUUGAAGUGUAAGAGGCUGACUCCUUAGCCUGUGCUUUUAAUAGGGUUCUUAAAUUUGGAGUUCACCCUGCACAUCGCUGAGCAGCUGUACUGGGGACCUUGCCUUAUGAUAAAGGAACACAUUUUCUGUGUGUUGUGGGCAUAAAUGCUGAGAGAUGUGUCACUAGGCAGCCAUCACUGGCAUAAUUUCAUUUGCAUCAGAAGGAUUAACUGAAUGUUUAACACUGCAAUACACAAAUACAAAUAAGACUUGAUGCAAGUGAACUAAAGUAAUUAAUUAGGCUGAGUGGAUGUUAUGGUAGAAUAUUAAGUAAACAUAGUUUAGAGAUUUUUUUGUUUGGUUUUUUUUUUUUUUGAUUGGUUGGUUAGUUUUUUGUUUUUGUCUUUGUUCUUUUUUUGGUUGCUUUUUUUGUUUCUUAAAUUUUGUUUGUGUAGUUUAUCUGUUUGGGGAUUUGUUUGUCCUUUUUUUGUAGAUUUUUUUUUUAUUUGUAGCUAUACAAUCAAUUUUGCUUAGAUGGGAAAAGCAUGUAACUUAAGAAAAAAAAAAAAAGAUACCUGAGAGGUAGCCCAUAUUGUAUAUACAAGGAAAUAAAUCUGUCUUGACAACCACAGCAGUUCUUCAGCUAUGGUAAAGACAAAGUUGUUUAAAAGUUCUCUCCCCAUUUACUAAAACUGUUGCUGGAUAUUACUGUCCUAAUUCUGGGAUUUUAGUGGGAAACUUCAGUAUGAUCCAGUUUACCUGGAGAGUUUUGUCCAAGGAUUGAUCCAACACUGUUAGUUUCCUCCUUUAUGGCAGGACCCAGCUUAGACUUUGCUCUGUUGGGAAAGAAGAAUGAAGAAAGGGAGGAGAGGUUGGUCGGGAAAAGGUGGCAUUGGGAACUAAGCCACUGUCUUGACAGAGAAGGUGGGGAGAGAUGGAAGGAAGGAGAACUUGUAGCCAGAGAGGAUGGUGUUACCUCCACUCUGGGUGCUGCUAUUCUUGAAUCAUAGACUAGAAUCAUUUGGAAAAGAUUUCUGAGAUCAACAAGUCCAAUCACUAACCCCAUUUUUGACAUCAUUCUUUAGACAUACAUAGAACAAGCUCUGGAGGUAUAUAUAUACCAAGGCAGCUUUCAGCAGAAGGAGCCCCGAAUUUGACCUGCCUCACUGAAAUUCUGACAUGAAGUGUUUUAAAAGGGAAAGAUUCAAGGGAAAACUGACAAGUAGAGAAUUCUUAUUCAAAUUGUUGCUACGAAUUUUACAGAGUAAGUUAGAUUGUUUUAAAAAUCUGAAACAAAAGAAAACCAUAUCAAGGAAAAACUCAACAGCACUCUAAUAAUACAAAAAAAACAUCACCAUCACAUAACCAAGCUAAACCAACCAACCAACCAACCAACCAACCCCCCCAAAACAAAUAAAAACCACAACCCAAACCAACAACAACAACAACAACAACAAAAUUCCUUAAAACUACCAAAAAUAAACAAACAAAGUGAAACAAGAGGUAGAGCCAUGACCUAGGAUAAAUGAUCUUACACCAAUGGGUUACUUUCUUAAUUUAAACAGAGAUAUUUUUGACUUUGGAGAAUUUAAAUGUGUAGCUGUUAAAAACUGAACAGCACAAAGAAGGUGUGUUUUCAGUGGGAAAGUUGCUAUUUAAUUAGAAAAAAAUCCCACAUGUAUAAUUUUAAAUACAAGAGCAUUAUUUUCCAAGGUUCCUUUCCUGAUUGCCCUUUGCUUUAGCAUUACUGGCACCCUGGAUGAUCACACCUGCUGCUCGCUCCAAUUCUGUUUUGGUUUCUAUGUUAUGAAAGUUUACUUUGUUAUUCCCAGUUUCCUCAGUCCUAAAGACUUGUGUAUUAUAGAACAUUAUAUUUUCCUUAUGCAAAACUUAUGUAAGACAAGCAAGGGAUUAUAAGGUAUUUUUAGUCUUGUUGGAACCUGGAAAGUUGUAGGGGAAAUAAGCUGUUAACUGGGUGUUUGAUGUAGUACUUCAGUCUACUACAUUGGAUAAUACAGAGGGAUUAUGGUUGCUUAUUCUUGAGGCUAAAUAUAUAUUUUUUUCUUUAAUGCUAUGCAAAGACAAAGUCCCUGGGCUCAAAGGCUACCAUCAGAAAGAAGCAUGCAGAUGUGACAUGUAAUUUCCAUUUGCUGUUGCCCCUAUGAGCUCUUUGUUCGAAAAUAUUCUUCACAUUCCCAUGACAGGAAUGAAUCACAACCAUUUGAUUUUUUUAUACUGGCUACUAAAUAAUUUAUUCCCACUUAGCCAUUCAUUCCAGCAUCAUACUAUCCAUUCCAGACAUUGUACUGGGGCAUAUUAUUUUUAUAACUGAUGUCUAUACCAUAUGUCCAGGGAGUCAGCUGAAGGUGGUUUGAUUUUUAUUGGAAAUGAAAUAAAAUUGCACAGCUACACUAUUUAUAAAGGCUCCUAAAAGUUUGGUCUCAGCAGAGGCUGUUCAGAAGAAGUAUAGACCUACAGAGAUGUUUAAAUAGUAAUCAGAAAUUGACGGCUGUUGAGAUUGUGAACAAAGAAAAAGCUUUAUUGCUUCUGGUUUUGUGUUUUGCCAGAAAUAGAGAUGCCUUUUCACAGACAUAUUUCUCUAGAUACUUGACCUCUUUGAAUUGAAAGAAAAAACAGAGAAAGUAAGAAAUCUUACAGUCCCGAAGAACUGAAAUAAACACUUGAAAUUAGAAAAGAACAUUAAGUAAUGUUGAUUUCAGGAUUGGUAAAUUAAUGCUAAUGUUAUGGUACUCAGUUAAAGCUGAACUGGUUUCAUCAUUGCUUAAAUACCAAAUUGUAAAUGGUCUAAAUUAGCAAAUGAAAUUUCACACCAAAGUAGACCCCAUCUUGAUUCUUCUUUUUCCAAUUCUUUCUGGUCAGUCAGGUCAUCAUUUUGAUUCCUGCUCUAGCCUUUUUUAUUGGAAAAAGUAAAAGGUUUUGUGCCAUCAUAUUCACUUCAACAGCAUCAGAUUAUGAAAUGUACAAUGCUUGUUUGUGAAGCCACACCAUUUUCAAAGAUCAUUUUUAGUAAUUUAAAAUAGCUGUUUUAUCCCCUUUUUGAAUUAAUUUCUUUAUAACAACAGCAACAAUGACAACAAAAAAUUUAACAAAUCAUUAAUUACUUAAAGAAAAAAAUGUGGGUAAAAAAUAAAUUAGCGUUUUUCUUUUUUUUUUUUUUGUCUGUGGCAAUACUGUUUUGUUCAGAAACUUACAUAUCCAUUUCAGUUAAGGAACCUCAUUUGUAGAAACAGGCUGCUGCUGAUGUUUAGCUGGAUGGCUAAACCAAUGGAUUAUCAUUGAGAAAAUGAUGAAAUCUUCUGAGAUGUUUGGCUCUCCAAUAACGGCCACUGCGUGCUCCGACAGUGAAUGUGGACUACUUAAAUUACCAAACAGCAUGUGUUAAUAAGGAAUCAAUGAUUGAUAAUGGGUAACAAAGCUUAUUGUGGUGUCCUGUGACUGGACCAUUUGGCAAAUAUCAGCUGUAUAUAUACUUUCAGAGGAACACUGCAAGAUGACUUCUUUGCGUAAGUAGGUCUGUCAAUAUAAGCACAAAGUCAUGCUAUAUUCUCAAGUAUCUGUGUACCUUGGCAGUUCUUUACUAAAAUUGUUAGCAAAAGACUGGGGUUUGUAUCAUUGCUUGGGUUGUUUGGGAGGGAUCUUUAACACUGCAACUUGCCACAGCAUCUGACUGCAGUUAUUGGUCCCUGAAAACAUCGCUGAAGCUGUUUGUGGUAAGUGAGGUUCUUCCAACAGCACCAUAAGACAUUUACCCAUGUCCAGAGGAACAAGCCAGUGCCUGUAAGUUGCCUAAAUCCCAUUUCAGUCUUGCAGAAUGGAGGUAUUAGUGGCAACGUUAUGUGGAACGAUACUCUUAAUUUUCUUGCUGCCAGAAUUUGAAUCAGGCUAAAAAAAUUUGACUUUAUCUGAGUGCACAAUUACACUGAAUAGGGAUAUCUAAGCCUGCCUGGGACUGAGCCAGGUGGCAAAACUACUGCAGAGGCUAUAAUCCAGACUGCUCUUCUGCCAUUUAUGUAAAUUGUGUAAAGAGUUGGUGUGUUUAAGAGGUAAGAGCUAUUUAUCCCAAAGGGAAACAAAGAAAAUGUUAAUAUUUAGUUUGAGCACCAAGCCUUCCAAUGUAGAUCAUAGUAUUUUGUGCAUAAAGCGUCCUCAGGCAAAGGUCCACAUCAAGCUUUGAAAUAUUUUAUAGGGAGAGGUACUGCCAUGAUGACACUUACUGUGUUAGCCAGUGCUCAUAUCUUUCUGAUUAUUCUUUUAUGUAUAAGAAAUGGCUACUGAAAAAAAAGAAAUACCACUAAGAAACAUAUCACAAGUUUGAAAUAAUUGUCUUCUCCAUAUCUCCUCUUCAGCAGCUUUCCAGUUGCAUCAUCCUCUGACUUUCUUCUGAAGAAAAUGUGAAAUAUUCCUGCCACAAUCCCCAACAUGUGCCUGGUCUAAAUUGAUGUAGGCAACAUGCAUUCAGUAGAACACUUUUUUUUGUUCAUAUGCUCCCCAUGCUGGGAUAUGAAAAUCUUUACACUAUUGUUUAAUGGGAAUGAUAAUAAUUAACUUGCAUGAAGGGUUUGUUUAAAAAGCUAAGUAUGAAUUAUACUGUGACCAACUCAAUAAUCUGUCCAUAUUUAUUAUUGAUAGAUUACUAUUAAAUGCAUCAUGACCACAGUUCUGGGCUCUAUCAUGCUUUGAAGAAUGACAAAAAUACAUACAGCAAAUAAUCCCCUUCAAGCUGUUUUAAAACAUUUGCUUUUGUACAGCAGGUGUGGAAUUCCAAAUAUCUUUCAUGUGAGUGUUUUUGAUGGAGGCGUUAAAGAAACCAGGUUGUGUCAACUUUGUAGAUGUGCCCAGUAAUAAUAUUUUUAAAAACCCAUAAAAUUAUAUACUUUGGUUUUCAUUUGUAUAGGAGAUUUAAAAUAUUAGUUCCCAAGAAACUUGUUACCCUCUCUUAUAGAAAGAGAAUGGAGUGGUUAACUUUAAUCUCCUGUCCAGGGAUUUUCAGAAGAAACGCCUACAAGGAUGCAAUCUACUCCUCAGUAGAAUCCACAUAAAUUGAGGGCAGAGAGGCUUCUUUCCCAGAAAGCAUUAUGGUUGAGUCAUUCCUUCAGUUUCCAUGAGAGGGUAAAAGCUCUGCACUGGUCUCUCUGGGUUUCUGUCUUUGAUCACACAAACAAGAAAUGAACUGUUAUCACACAACUCUUAUGAAAAAACAGAUCUUCUGUGUCUGGUGCUUUUUUUCAUGUUCCUGGAAAAAUGUUUUCCUUCUUUUUUCUGUACAACCUCUUGAUGUGGCUUGCUCUUCAUCUGUGUAUCACACUAUAGGAGAAUAUUUUAAAUAGUAUUCUCAUCAGUGCACAAAUCUCAAGUUUUGUGGUUAGUUAGUUCAAAAUUGGCAAUGUAAUAGUACACCAGAGUUUAGGAAACCUCAAGUGAUUUUCAGUCGGGAACAACUACUUAUGUUGUGUAUCUCUUUUUGCAAACUAAGCAUCUCUAAGCCAGGGAGCAAGUUUGGAUCCUAAGGAACUAAGGUGCCCCUUGGGACCUGUGGUCAAAUACCAAAUAGUUCAGUUAUUGCCAAAUUAAUCCUAUGGUAAUUAAAAUAAUCAAGAUGAGCCUUUGCAGUAAGAGUGUCUGAUAAAUAACUGUACAGAAUAUACAAUACUGUACCAAAAAAAGUACACAACACUGCAUAUUAAAAAUAAAUCUAAAAGAUGCAGUGACUCUGAAAAUUACAGUAAUACAUAUAGACAUGUAUAUGCAAUAUAGAUAAUACAUGCAGUAAAUUGCCAAACUGUCUAACAGUGAAUGUAUUUCUUUGUUAUUGAAUACCUUUUUGCAUAAAAAUAAUCGUCCAUAUCCAAUUCAUCUAUGAGCAUCAAUGUUUUUGCUUCAUUACUGUUGCACUACAAAAGCUGUUAGGAGGAAGCAGAUGGGUAUGGAAAUGGAUCAGCUGAGAACAAUUCUUACUGCUUUUAAAGACAAUAUUGUAAAAAACUUUUAAAGUGAAAUUUAUUUAUAGUUUUAUUUAUUUGCUUGCUUUACUUGAAUCGUGCUCUAUUCUUCUUUAUUUCAAAAAUGACCUGCAAGGAAAAAGAUAAUUGAUGUGACAUAAUUUUCAGCUCCUUUUAAAUUUUUUAUUGAAAAUACAAAUAUUCUUAAAAAUACAUCUUUUUGACUAUUACCUGUUUGGACUGAUAUUUAGAUUUUACCUGUCUGGAAGAUGAACAUCUUGAGGAAUGCUUAAAAUUAUGACAAUAAUGAGACAAAACUUGAACAAUUUCUAGGGUAAAGACCAAAUUAAACUAUUCUGUUCUCCCUGCUAAAAAUGUCAGGAUGUAAGAAAAAGAUUCAAUUAAAAGAAAAUAAAAAGAGAGACCUUUCAUUAUUUUAUAAAACCAUCCUCAAAAGCUGAUGGAAAUGACAUUGUGGGAAGUCGUCUAAGAUUUAGAGAGGUUUUUUGAAAUCAGUGGGGCCAGAUGCAAGUGCAAGACAGGAGAUGUGGGCACAAAUGGAAAAUUCCUUUCCGAUCACCUGAACAUCUAAAUGUUUAGUUGUGAAAAAAAGAGAUACAUAACAAGUUAUUUCCAGAAGUAAAAACAAGGAAAUAAAAAUUAAUUUUAUUAAUAUACAGUUAUUAUUUGUGGUACAGAAUCUUCAGAAAAUGAUGUGUAAUAAUUGUAAAUGUUUUGGGUGUUUCUUCUGAACUCACAUGCACAAAUGCACCUCUCAAGAAAGGGAAAGUGACCUCCAUUCUGUCAAAUCAGGGGUUGGAUCCCAAGUGCAGAGGACAUUUCAGUUGGCUCAUUGACUCUGAGUGGGAUUGUUUGCAUACAUAAAUAUAAUACGUUGUUAAAUUAUGCCAAACUGAGCACAAGCCAAAAGCACUCACAGAACAGAACUUCAAAGGACAUGCUUCAUCAAAGCAAGAAUAUGUGAAGGGGAGUUUUCAGAAUUUUUUGGUGUCAGUAUUCAUGUCAUUGAGAAAAAUGAGAAGAUGUCAGUGUCCUUCAUACAAAGAUAAUGGAAAGAUUAUUCUAGUAUAUAUAGAGCAUUGUUUGGCUGUAUUAUUAAAGACCUUGGCUUGCCUGAAAAAUUACCUCUGAUGCUUCAUUUUCCUAUGAUCUAUGCACUGAAUAGAAAUCUUUUCAUGGACGGGUACUCUUAAUGAAGGUCCUAAAUAUAUGGUAGCUGAAUACAUUAAAGAAGAUUAGUGUAAUAAUGGGGCAUGAAAAAGGAACAAGAACUUUUUAAAACUUGAAUUGGAACAUGGCCUCUUGGUGGAAAAAACACUGUUAGGUAAGUGAUCUGCCACCACUGCAAUAUACUAAAGGAAAAUAAAAGGAGUAAAGCUUCAGUAUUUCUUCAUCCUGGAAAUCUGUGAUUAAGUCCUCAAAGACCUGAUGCUCUGCAACUUCACUUUUUUAGUGAAAAUUUAGUCAGUUCUCUUUUCCUUAAGAGAGUUCCUCUGCACUUUAUAAAGUAAAAAAAUUGAAGCCCGAUGGUAUUUAUGCCUAUGUCACUAAACCCUAAAUUAUCUUCGUAGUGGUCUGGUAGGGCCAGGAGCAUAGAGGUUUACUGCUUUCUAAAGGACAUCACCUACUGGAGUAGUAUUAUCCCCAUUUAAAAAAACUGAACAGACAAGAAACAACCCCCACCCAAAAAACCUUUAAA